AUGUCGAUGACACGUCAACGGAAGACCGUACCGUUCGCUUCUGGUUUCAAACUGCCAGAUCAAUCAGCAAUUGAGAAGGCUCUAGGAGCAUUCGAUGACGCGACCCUUGAAUCUGUUUUCAAUGAGAACUUUUACAAAACAUUCGACAGUUUGCCGUUUCCGAAGAAACCAUGGGACUGGCUUGCGCAAUACAUUGAAAGAGGACAAACAUAUGCCGAACACCUUCAACUAUCUCGAACUUUGAAUACUCCGGCAUCGUCCAAUCGAAAAUCAAUUUAUCUGACAAUCAUCGGAGAAAUUGAUUACUCGAUCUUCGAUGUAAACAAUUUAGUUGAAUACACUCAACGCUUUUUUCAAAUGCCCGUGAAACUGAUUCAUCCAUUCAUUGACUUUCAGUUGGAUGACGACACGUAUCAAUGGACUUGCAAGAAACUUACGAAGUCAGCAAAUGAGAAAAGUCAAACAUUUAAGCUGCAUACACGAUACAACGAAAAACCAAAACACUGUCAAGUUCACGUGACUAGUAUCCUAAACUUACUGACUAAAGUCGUACCUGAGGACGCCAAGUGUCUUGUUGCUCUAACAAUGCUUGAUCUUUACAGCGACGAUACUGAUUUAUUUAUCGCGGGGCUAGCUCGCGGAAAUAGCCGUGUGGCUGUUUUUUCUCUAUACCGCUACGAUCCGCAUCUAUCGUUCAACGAAUCCGAUUGGUUUAGCUGUAAAGUGAAAACUGCUUCGAAAUCAGAGAAAGAAAUGGCCAAACGACGAAAAUUGCUAUUACUUCGAGCAUGUCGACUGUUGACCCAUGAAAUUUGUCAUCUAUUCGGAAUAGCACAUUGUAUCUUCUAUUCUUGUCUAAUCAAUGGAAGUGGACAUCUCGAUGAAGAUUUUAGCCAAUCACUACUUGAAUGCCCAGUGGAUUUGAGGAAACUUCACAGUUUGAUUCAAUUUGAUAUUCGAGACAGAUAUGAACAAUUACUCGAGUUUUUCAAAAUACAUGAAUUCAAGAAUGAGCUGGAAAGUGUUCAAACAAAACUCAAUGUUAUCAAUCAAUCGACGAACUCUAACAUCUCUACUGCAAAGAGAAAACAUGAUCAUUAUACUACAACAAGUGAUAGUCGUUUGCGUUCAUCAAAAAGACUCGCGAAAUGUUAA
Adineta ricciae is the source of this 1155-nucleotide messenger RNA. NCBI's taxonomy places the organism in Eukaryota, Metazoa, Rotifera, Eurotatoria, Adinetida, Adinetidae. The record is from the annotation of a GenBank genome assembly.